AUGAUGGCGACAGCACUCGACCAGUCGCAACGCGACUCGCUUGGAGGCGAACCCGUCCUUGAAUCCGUCUCCAUCACUCCGCCUCAGAGUGCCAACGGCAAGAAGGAAGCGCCCGAAGGUGUGCCGUCCGAGUUGUCUGACCUUGAGCUUGACAACCAACCUGCCCCGGCACCCGAUACCACCAAGAUCAAGCAGGAGGAAGUGGAGGAGAAGGUCGAGGAAAUCGAAGAAAUCCAGCCUGAUCAUUACUAUGGCGGCGGGAAGGUCCCUGUUUUCAAGCCGACAAUGGACCAAUUCCGAGACUUCCAGGGCUUCAUCAACAAAAUCAAUAAAUAUGGAAUGCAGGCAGGUAUCGUGAAGGUUAUUCCUCCUAAAGAAUGGUCCGAGUCUCUUCCGCCACUAGACGAGGCAGUCAAGAAAAUUCGAGUGAAGAACCCCAUCAUGCAAGAGUUCCACGGAUCCCACGGUACAUAUACCCAAGCCAACAUCGAACGUCAACGCUCGUACAAUCUUCCUCAGUGGAAGGGUCUAUGCGAAGAAAGCAGCCACCAACCCCCUGCUCGCCGAGGAGAAAGACGCCGGAACCAAGAACGGGUGAACCGUGCGGCCCCGACACCGCGGCCCCCAUCUGCCCGCCCCGAGGGUCAGAAGCGCCGGCCUGGCCGUCCCCCUAAGCGGGCAAAUCAGGUCAAGGUUAAAGAGGAGCCACCUACAGAGGACGCCGAAAAGACCAGAUUGGAGGGUCCCCCGACCCCUGUAUCGCCCGAGACCAACCCCGUGCAGCCCAAGACUGAGGAUUUAAGUGAAGGCGAAUCUUUACCUACCACAAAACCAAAGGGGCGACAGCCCAAGUCCGUGACCUCACGUCGAAAGAACAACCGCGGCGAUGCUAUAGAUCACAUUGACGAGGAGGCAUACACAGGAUUUGAUUACCGGAUCCAUGAUCACGAAGAAUAUACCGCAGAAAGAUGUGAGGAGCUUGAGACCAAUUACUGGAAGUCACUCAUGUAUAACAACCCAAUGUACGGAGCUGACAUGCCCGGUUCACUCUUCGAGGAUUCUACGGAAACCUGGAAUGUCGCCAAAUUGCCGAAUCUGCUUGACGUCCUCGGACAGAAAGUUCCUGGAGUCAACACUGCAUAUCUCUACAUGGGCAUGUGGAAAGCUACCUUUGCCUGGCAUCUUGAGGAUGUAGAUUUGUACAGCAUCAACUACAUCCACUUCGGUGCACCCAAGCAGUGGUACAGCAUCUCCCAAGAAGAUGCACCUCGCUUUGAACAGGCCAUGCGCAGUAUCUGGUCUAGUGAUGCGAAGAACUGCGAUCAAUUCCUUCGCCACAAAACCUAUCUCGUCUCGCCUAGCCUUCUCAAGUCGCAAUAUGGAAUCACCGUCAACCGAUUGGUUCAUUAUGAAGGGGAGUUUGUCAUCACAUUCCCUUACGGGUACCACUCUGGAUAUAACAUCGGAUACAAUUGCGCCGAGUCAGUCAACUUCGCGACCGAGCAAUGGUUAGAUUAUGCUCGCAUCGCCAAGAAAUGCCACUGCGAAGCAGACAGUGUCUGGAUUGAUGUGGACGAGAUCGAGCGCAAGCUACGUGGCGAGAACACACCUGAGUACUAUGGUGAAUUCGAAAGCGAAUUCGAUGGGUUUGAAGGUGCCUCAGACCUUCUUACACCGCCACGUAGUGUGCCUGAGAAGACAUCCACUCGUGGACGAAAGCGGAAGAAUCCGGCUCCCGUGUUUGCUAUGCCCUAA
Messenger RNA from Penicillium crustosum, 1755 nucleotides. RefSeq names its product lysine-specific demethylase. The transcript has 4 exons. Bases 1 to 1755 code for a protein of 584 amino acids. Gene Ontology annotation, cellular component: nucleus. Gene Ontology annotation, molecular function: histone H3K36 demethylase activity; histone H3K9 demethylase activity. NCBI's taxonomy places the organism in Eukaryota, Fungi, Ascomycota, Eurotiomycetes, Eurotiales, Aspergillaceae. The record is from RefSeq and is a predicted model, not a curated record. Gene Ontology annotation, biological process: chromatin remodeling.